Molecule: messenger RNA, 5666 nt
Organism: Ochotona curzoniae (black-lipped pika)
Lineage: Eukaryota; Metazoa; Chordata; Mammalia; Lagomorpha; Ochotonidae
Gene: PLEKHG3
Product: pleckstrin homology and RhoGEF domain containing G3
Exons: 17
Coding region: 1212-5258 (1348 amino acids)
Molecular function (GO): guanyl-nucleotide exchange factor activity
Source: RefSeq, a predicted model, not a curated record
GGAGUCGGGCUAUGGAGGGAAGGACUUGGGUCAGUUACAGUGACAGGUAUGUCCAGGAGCCGUUCCUUGUUCCCUCUGGAAGCAGCAGCAGAUGGGCAUUCCGGAGGCUGGUGUGUGUGGGAUGGGCACAGAGUGACUGCGGCCUGAAGGAGCACCCCCCCCCCCCUUCGCUGUGACCGCCUCCUCUUGCAGCUCUAGGUGGGCCUGCCUGUGAGGUGUACCACCUGUUCAGGGGGUAAAGUCCACAUAUGUUUACCUCACCUGGGCGCAGCUUCCGGUGUUCCGAGCCAUGGCUCUGGCCAAGCUGUGCGGAGGGAACUAGCGGAGCGGGCUCAGCAGCGCCUGAGGCCUGGGCAGUUUCCCCGGGGACUGUGUGAGUCAUGGCCCUGCCUGUGCCAGGUGUGGGGUGUGGGACAGACAGAGGCUGAUGUUGGCUCUACCUCACUACCAUGUCCUUUUUCCCAUCACUAGCUAGAGAGUUCAAGUUCAUGGUAGGGGUGCGGGCUGCUGGGAUUUGGCACUGCUGGGGAGACUGUUAACCCUCUGGUGUAUGUGUUGUGUCUGCCUGAACCUGCAGGUGACCCCAGCUAGGCCCCCGGCAGGUGGGCACCUACGCAGCACUUUCAAACAGUUUCCAUUGUCCUGGCUGCGUUGGUGUGGAGUGUCUGCCCUGUUGCAGGCACUGUGCCCAGAGCUGUGUGGGUGGCAGGGUGUUUCCUCCUUGCGGACCCAGCCCUGGGGAGGCUGUAUCCAUCUCUAGUGGACUCUGAGGAGCUGCUGAUGGCCUAGGUGCUUGGCCCAGGUGACAGGGACUGAACGUCUGUAAGCACCCAGGGCCACUGUGCUUGGGAGGACUUCCUUCCAACUCCCUCACUGUCCCUGGUGUGAGCCACCCAAACUGCCUGAGGAAGGGUGGCAGGGUGGGACUGUUGCAGUUGGGAAGCCACGUGACAUGGGCAUCCUCGUGGGUGCCCAGCGUCUGCCUGCCAGAGGGGCCUUCCCUGGAGUUGUGCGUCAUUUUCCAACUGUGGUAAGAGGCCUACGCUCACCACUUUGGAGCCAUGAUAUAGUUGAGUACAUGGAGCCUUGGGCAACAGUUGCCACUGUCCGUCCGUCUUGUAAAGCUGAACUCUGUGCAGAUUGCCUAACGGUUCUGCGUUGUACCUCUCCUCCAGUGGUUCCAGCAGCCACCUUGCUGCCGCUUCGUUUCCAUGGUGACCGUUUGUCUGUCUUUUUCCCUCCAGAACCUCCCCGGGGUGGUGCCCCCGCCAGGCAGCGAUGCCAGGAUGCCCGUCUCUGCCUCCCUCCACCAAGACCGCAGCCAGCAGCGCCCCGUGAGCCUGAGUUCAACCUCGACCACCUCGUCGGGCUCAUCCCGUGACAGCCGUGGUGCCAUGGAGGAGCCCAAUGGAACUGAGGCCCCUGCCGAGAAUGGGGCAGGCUCCCCGCGUGGCCGGCAGGGCUCCAACAGCAACAACAACUCAAGCAGCUGGCUGGCCGGGAAGGGGCCCCGCUCCCCGUUCGGUGGUCGCGCCUCCUCAGCAGGGCCGGCCCACCACAAGCUCAGCUACCUGGGCCGGGUGGUGCGGGAGAUCGUGGAAACAGAACGCAUGUAUGUGCAGGACCUGAGGAGCAUCGUGGAGGACUACCUCUUGGAGAUUAUCGACACACCAGGGCUGCUGAAGCCCGAACAGGUCAGCGCCCUCUUUGGCAACAUCGAAAGCAUCUAUGCACUGAACAGCCAGCUCCUCAGAGACCUGGAUAGCUGUAACAGUGACCCUGUGGCCGUGGCCAGCUGCUUUGUGGAAAGGAGCCAAGAGUUUGAUAUCUACACCCAGUACUGCAACAACUACCCCAACUCGGUGGCUGCCCUGACGGAGUGCAUGCGGGACAAGCAGCAGGCCAAGUUCUUCCGGGAGCGGCAGGCCCUGUUGCAGCACUCACUGCCCUUGGGCUCCUACCUACUGAAGCCAGUGCAGCGUAUUCUCAAGUACCACCUGCUGCUCCAGGAGAUCGCCAAACACUUUGACGACGAGGAGGAUGGCUUCGAGGUGGUGGAGGAUGCCAUUGACACCAUGACCUGUGUGGCCUGGUACAUCAACGACAUGAAGAGGAGGCACGAGCAUGCUGUCCGCUUACAGGAGAUCCAGUCACUGCUUAUCAACUGGAAGGGGCCGGACCUGACCACAUACGGAGAGCUGGUCCUGGAGGGCACAUUCCGUGUGCACCGCGUGCGCAACGAGAGGACUUUCUUCCUGUUUGACAAGACGCUUCUCAUCACCAAGAAGCGGGGUGACCACUUUGUCUACAAGGGCCACAUCCCGUGCUCCUCGCUGAUGCUCAUUGAGAGCACCAGAGACUCCCUGUGCUUCACCGUCACCCACUACAAGCACAGCAAGCAGCAGUACAGCAUCCAGGCCAAGACGGUGGAGGAGAAGCGGAACUGGACCCACCACAUCAAGAGGCUCAUCCUGGAGAAUCACCACGCCACCAUUCCUCAAAAGGCCAAGGAAGCCAUCUUGGAAAUGGACUCCUACUAUCCCAAUCGGUACCGUUACAGCCCAGAGCGGCUGAAGAAGGCUUGGUCGUCCCAGGAUGAGGUCUCCACCCACCCUGUGCGCCAGGGGCGCCGGCAGUCCGAGCCCGCCAAGCACCUGCUGAGGCAGUUAAAUGAGAAAGCAGCCAGAGCAGCAGGAAUGAAGCACGCAGGCAGCGCGGGCGCCCUCCUGGACUGUGGGCAGCCUCCCUGCCCCCAGGGCCUGCAGCUGGAGGAGGAGGCUGAGGGGGCUGCCGAGGAGGAACAGGAGGAAGAGGAGGAGGAGGAGGAGGUGGUGGAGGAGGAGCAGGCCUUUCCGGUCUCUCUGGAGGACCUGGCAGGGCACCAAGGCGAAGGCAGCGAGAAGGGGGCCGGGCCGGAGCCCCCAGGCUCGGAGGAGGAGGAGGAGAGUCUGGCAGUGGCAGAGCAGGUAGCCGACUUUGCCAGCUCCCUGCUGGCCGCCCUCCACUGCUGGCACUAUCGGGCCAACGCUUUACUUUUCUCCCGGGGCGCUAUGGGCAAGGGGCGCAGGGAGUCUGAAGAUCCUAAGAACUGCGGAAGACCCAGCAGCCGGUCGCCAAGCAGUGCUGAGAAGCGCAUGAGCUUUGAGUCAGAGUCCUCCCUGCCAGAGGGCGAGCCGUCAGACCCUGAGCCUGGGGCUGAGCCGGAGGAGGAGGUGUUUACAGCCAUGGAGGGUCCUGGCCCCGAGGAGAUGCCAUCAGAUGCCGAGGCUCCAGAGUCUCUGGAGAUGCAUCUUGAUGCCCACGAAGAGCCGCCACAGCUGGAUCCCACUGUGGACGCAGAGGAAUUCCCCAUGGCCGAGAGUCCUGAAGAGCUGAAGGCCCUGAGCAGUGAGGACGAGGAGGAGGAGGAGGAGGAGGAGGAAAUGGGCCCCGUGCAGGAGCCUGAGAGCCUCCUGCCUCCCUCCGUCCUAGACCAGGCCAGUGUCAUCGCCGAGAGGUUUGCAAGCAGCUUCUCCCGGCGGAGCAGUCUGGCGCUGGAGGACAAGUCCAGCGGCUUGGGGACGCCACCUCGGCUGGCCAGCCGGAGCAGCAGCAUGCUCAGCCUGGAGGGUAGUGAGAAGGGCCCAGCCCGACGGGGCAGCAGCACCACGGACUCCUCCCAGGCCUCUCAGCCCCUGCCUGACAUGGACGGUAGCAUGGCCGUGGCCAUGGAUGGUGGACCACCGGUAAACGGGACUGAGUCCAGCAGCCCUGUCUGCCCCACCGAGCCCGACAAGGCUUCCUGCAAGAAGAAGGAGUCGCUGCUAUCCACACGGGACCGGCUGGUGCUAGACAAGAUCAAGAACUACUAUGAGAACGCUGAACACCAUGAUGCCGGCUUCAGCAUCCGGCGCCGUGAGAGCCUGUCCUACAUCCCCAAGGGCCUGGUGCGCAACUCCGUCUCCAGGUUCAACAGCCUUCCGCGGCCAGACCCGGAGCCGUGGGUGGCGCCGGCGGGCUGCAGGCGCCAGGCGGGCUCCCGGCCGGCCUCGUGGGCCCUGUUUGAUCUCCCAGGACCAGGCCAGGUGGGUGCAGGCGAGCCAGCUCCCAUCACAGAGGCCGAGUUCCGUCCGUCUUCGGAAAUGGUGAAGAUGUGGGAGAUGAUGGAGGAGGAUAAGGAGGCGCCCGAGGGGGGCCCGAGGGAGGGGCGGGGCCGGCGCCAGGCCAAUGGCUUGGACCUGCACGAGCCGCUCUUCAUCCUGGAGGAGCACGAGCUGGGGGCCAUCACGGAGGAGUCGGCCGCGGCCUCGCCCGAGAGCGCCUCCCCAACCGAGCGGCCCAGUGCGGCCCACCUCGCCCGUGAGCUCAAAGAGCUGGUGAAGGAGCUGAGUGGCAGUGCCCCCGGCGAGCUGGUCACCCCCCUGCAUCCCCGCAUCAUGCAGCUGUCCCAUGUGAUGGACAGUCACAUGAGCCAGCGUGUCAAGAACAAGGUCUACCAGCUGGCACGCCAGUACAGCCUCCGCAUCAAGAACAAGUCAGCCAGGCCACCUCUGCCGUGGGAAAGGGGUUCACCGGUCACGGUCCUCGAAGGCGGGAAAUGCCUGCAGGAGGCAGCUGGAGAGCCACCUGGUGGCAAAGGUAGGAGGAGGCUGCCACUGUCGCUGCUGAGCCCAGAGCAGCUGAGCAUCGCUGAACACAGAGACCCCAAGGCCUCCCCGGCUGGGGACGUGUCACCACGGCAGCUGUCUUUCAGCCCCUCUGCUGUCAGUCCCAGGACCACCUCUCCAGGCGUCCGGCCCAGCACUCGGAGCCCCCUCAGCCCCUUCGACACAGAGACCUUCCACUGGCCAGACGUCCGGGAACUCUGUUCCAAGUAUGCAUCCCAUGAUGAGGCUGUCCAGGGCCAGGGCGGCCGAGCCCGCGGCCCACCUGUCAAUCGGAGCCGCUCGGUACCCGAGAACAUGUUGGAGCCCCCGCUGUCGGGCAGGGUGGGCCGCUGCUGCAGCCUGAGCACCGAGCCCCCGGGGAGUGAGGCCCUGUAUGUCACUGCGGAUGUCACCCUGGACAACCAUCAGCGGGUGAUUGUCAUGGAGAAGGGGCCCCUCCCCAGCCCUACUGCAGGGCUGCAGGAAGAGGUGGGUGAGGAUGGUGGGCAGGGCCCAGAGACUACACAGUAUCCCCCGAAGGAAGAGGGGCCCAGGGACUCGGCCGACGCCAGCCAGCGGGGCCGCGUCAGAAACCUGAGGCAGAAGUUCCAGGCCUUGAACUCCAUAGGUUGACUGGGGGACCUGAGGUUGGGGGACCCCCCCCCCGCCACCUGGGCCAGGGGCUGGUGUGCCACCCUGCUCUUGUAAAUAAUCCCUCCCUUGGUAUAAGAAGCCAAAUAUUUAAGCUCACCUCUACCCAGCCAGUACCCGGAGACUCGGGGGCAGGGGCCUGGUUCUGUAACACUCUGUCGUCUUAGGCUCCAGGCAGCAAUGAAGCCAAUAAUUUAUUGCUUUCUUUCCUGUGGGGCAUGAGUCUGAGUGUGCGUGUGUGCGUGUGUGUGUGUGUGUGUGCAGGUGGGCACAUGUGCCCCCCAUGUGUAAUCUCCCGCAUGUCGGGGCCGCUGCGGUACUUUGAGGGUUGUCACUCCUGUUAUACACAUUUCAUUAUUUGCCAACAGUGCAAUAACUACUGCUGACCAA